This is a messenger RNA of Caenorhabditis angaria, 3923 nucleotides long. NCBI's taxonomy places the organism in Eukaryota, Metazoa, Nematoda, Chromadorea, Rhabditida, Rhabditidae. The record is from the annotation of a GenBank genome assembly.
AUGUCGCGAUCCGGAAUUCGUCGGUCAGGUGAGUAUCCUUGUAUUUCUCACGAAAAUUAUCAAUUAAAGAGAUCUAGAUGUAAGUUUUUCGAGGAACCUGAAUCCAGGCGGAUAAUUUCAAGUUUCUCUCUUAUAGAAUCAGGGAACUGUCAACUUUCACUCAAUCUGUGUUUUCUAGUAGUUUUCGACCCGCUGAUCACGAUCCCAUGGUCAAAAAUUUCAGAAUAGAACUCCUUAUGACGUGGAAAAGCUUGACAAAAAUCGGAUAAGGCUUCAACUAACUUCAACAAUGAUAUUCAUUUGAUUCUGAUAGCACAGGUUGUUGUGCUAUCAGAUUCUCAUGAGAAUAAUUUUCGAAGUUAGUUGAAACCUUGUGAAGUUCCUACUUUUGUCAAACUUUGCCACGUCAUAGGAGUUCUAUUCCGCAAUUUUUGACCACGAGAUCGUGAUCAGUGAGUCGAAAACGUCGAGAAAAAAAACAGUUAAAUCCCUUUUUUUACACAAAAGGUCAGUUCGUCUUGUAGCGAAAAAUUGAAAUAAAACUUUAUCAAUUUUACACGAAGAACAAACCAUAUACUUUCUUAUCACAUAUCGGUAGCCAUGUUCAUUCUUUGUAACGAACAAAAAACGAGCCGAAAUGGGAUGAUACGAAAAUACCCCGAGAGAAAAGAAAGAACAACGCUAGACGGUGUAGGGAAGUUGAAAAUUUUCGAGAACUUCAUUAUCAGUGGGCCGAUUUUGACAUUUUAUUGUUUUUCGCCUCCGUGCAGUAGGCCGUGUGCCAAAAUAACGAAACGAUAAGAAAAUGGACUUUUCUUUGAAGAAAAAACUAUCGAAUUUUCUUUUUGAAAAAGAUUAAAAAGAUUGAAAUCUAUCUCCGUUUAUUUUUCAUCGAGAAAAAAAGUACGAUUGAUUAAAAUCAGAUAAGAUACAGAUCGUAGGAACCUUUCUAUUCUAUUUAUAAUGUCCAAUUCUCAUAUUUUCCUCAUUUGCGAUGAAAAAUGUCUCCUCUUUCUCUCUUCCAUUGUCAUUGUAAACAUUGGAGGCUCCAGGUUAUCGUAGUAUUUCUCUUUGCGCGUAGAAUCUGUUGUGCGGCUGUUGCACAUGUGCCCUCGCGUUUUUUAGGCCACAUUUUAUUUCGAAAAGUUUUUUUUCUAAAACUGCUCAAGUUAACGAGCUUUUUUCUUAUCAAUCGUUGUACUUUCUCCUUUUUAUCGUUCAAUAUAUGAUUUUAUUUCGCGCACGUGGGUUGCAAAAAUACAUCUAGAAUUGUGUCGUCUUCGAGAAGAAAAAAUAGAGAAAAUAUGGUUCGAUUGAAAUAGCGUAGAAAUAUCAUAGACAGUGGCGCCAUAUCAUCUAGCUCCGCCCUUUUUUCUCCCCAAAACUUGUCCGCCCCUUAUUCGUCUCAUUAUUUGAGUGAGCAUUCGAUCCGACAGUCCCAAUGCGAUUCAAUUUUAUUUUUUCGAACUUUUUAAUAUUUUUCAAUAGAAGUUUAUUACAGAUAUGUCCAACCACACUUUCCUCUUCACAUCCGAAUCCGUCUCGGAAGGACAUCCAGACAAAAUGUGCGAUCAGGUUUCUGACGCCGUUUUGGAUGCUCACUUGGCCCAAGAUCCAAACGCUAAGGUUGCAUGUGGUAAGUUUCGCAUGUCUUCUGUCGGUUUUCCAAGUUUUGUUUCUCUCUUUCUGUUGUCCGUUUGGUAAACGCAUUUGUUUGCCAAAAAUAGGUUACAGGACUUCUUCCUAUCGACAUUGGUUGAAGUUUUGAGCUGAGGAGAUGAGAUGAGAUGGAAAUUGUCGCACGCGUGUGACAAGACCCGUUAAUCGGUUUACUUUGAUUACAGAAACGGUAACCAAAACGGGUAUGAUCAUGUUGUGCGGCGAGAUUACAUCAAAAGCCGUCGUCGACUAUCAAGUUCUUGUUAGAAAUGUUGUCAAGAAAAUCGGAUAUGACGAUUCGUCAAAAGGUAAAUUUUUGCUUUUUCCUUAUUUUGCAUGGCUAGUGCACGAAAGUUACGAACACUCAAGGUUUUUUCCAAAUUACUCGGUGAAUAAUCAAAUUCUAAAAUGAAAGUUUGUUAUCUGAACAUACGAGUUUUGACUUUGCGAAUUUUCUUGGGCUCACGGAGUAUUUUCGUGACUUUUGAAAGUAAAAACUUGUAUUUAUAUUCAGAUAACAAACUUCGAUUUUAAAAUUUUAUUAUUUUUCUAGUUCCACCUCAUUUGAUUUUUUAACCUCUACAAAAAUCUAAAGCCUUUGAGCUAACUAAUUUCAUUAUUAUUUCUGUGCGGCAGGCUGUUUAAAUAAAAUUCCAACAAAGUAAAUUUUCAUGACAAAAAUUGCAUCAAAUAAAAAAAUUGUUUGUUUGUUUUUCAAAAAAUGCACUUUCCUCCCAAAAACCACUUUUUAUGUCAAUAUUUUUAUCACAAAAAAAGCAGUUAUCAUACAUACAUCAAUAUUUGAACUUUUGAAUGUUGCAACAAAUUUUAUUAGCCCAUUAAAUCUUCGCUGAAAUGGCGUGAUAAAAGGUCAACCCGUUGUUAUCAGACGUUUUAUCUUUCACUAUGUGUCGCGCAUUGACCAACCUUGACAGCAAAAAAAAAUAUCAUGUUUUUAGUGAUGAGAUGAUAUGUUAUCUGGGUUUUAAUCUUUUGAAUUGAAACAAAAAAACCAAAAGUGUUCGUGAUUUGAGUCUGCACGUGCGUGUUGUGGAACUUCUUCUGAUUUCUCCUCUUUUUAAGGAUUCGAUUACAAAACUUGCAAUGUCCUCGUUGCUCUUGAGCAACAAUCCCCAGAAAUCGCCGCUGGAGUCCACGUUGACAAAGAUUCCGAUGAUGUUGGAGCUGGAGAUCAAGGAAUCAUGUUCGGAUACGCUACUGAUGAAACUGAAGAGGCUAUGCCACUCACCCUUCUUUUGUCGCACAAAUUGAACUACAAACUCCAUGAGCUCAGAAGAAAUGGAGAACUCGCCUGGGUUCGUCCAGACUCCAAAUCUCAAGUCACCAUCGAAUAUUCAUCGGAAGGAGGAGCCUGUGUUCCAGUUCGUGUUCACACUGUUGUCAUUUCCACUCAACAUAGCCCAGAUAUCUCUUUGGAAGAUUUGAGAACCGAAAUCAUCGAGAAGGUUCGAUUCUUUUUAACAAAAACAUUGGGAAUUUGAAAAUAACUUGGAAAUUUUCAGGUUAUCAAGGUUGUCAUUCCAUCGAAUUUGUUGAACGAAGAAACUGUCUACCACAUCAAUCCAUGCGGUUCAUUCAUUGUUGGAGGACCAAUGGGAGAUGCCGGACUCACCGGACGUAAAAUCAUCGUCGAUACCUACGGAGGAUGGGGAGCUCACGGAGGUGGUGCUUUCUCUGGAAAAGACCCAACCAAGGUCGACAGAUCUGCCGCCUACGCUGCUCGCUGGGUCGCCAAAUCGCUCGUCAAAGCUGGACUCGCUCGCAGAUGUUUGGUUCAAGUUUCAUACGCCAUCGGAGUUGCCAAGCCAUUGUCGGUGAUGGUCUUCUCAUUCGGAACAUCUGGAUUGAACGAGGCUGAACUUUUGCAAGUUGUCAACGAUAACUUCGAUUUGAGACCAGGAAAGAUCAUCAAGUGAGUGAUUAGAUCGCAAAAAAUUGUACUAUUCCCGAUUUUCAAAACUAUUUUGUUAAUUUUCUAUGAGUUUCAAAAAUUGUAACUCGAAAACUAAGCUUUUUCAUGGGAUUGGUUUAAAAUCGUGAAAUCUCAAAAUCCUCAAUAAUUCAUAUAAUUUUGCAGGGAACUCGACUUGAAGAGACCAAUCUACGAGCCAACCGCCGAAAACGGUCACUUUGGACACAACGAAUUCCCAUGGGAACAAGCUCGCCCAUUGAAAAUCUCUCCCGAACUCCUCGCCAAAGCUCAAGGACCACGUAAAAAUGACGAUAUUGGAAUCGCUCAUUAA